AUGAGAGGCUGUUCUCUACACUUUACCGCCGAAGACUAUUUUCGCGCAGAUCGAAUAAAAAGGCGUGUUUUGAAGUUAAACGCCGUUCCCACUCAGAAUCAUCCAUUGGCAUCUGAACCUACGCCUGGAACAUCAGGAAGAGAAGAACGAGCCAAGAAAAAGCACCAGCAAGAAGAAGCUCCAAAACCUUCAUGUUCUGGUGAAUGUGAAUAUGUUAAUGAAGAUGAGAUUAAUAAUUCAGAUAUUUCAGCAGCUGCCAAGGGUUUGUUACUCUUAAUGAAUGGAGGCCAUACCCAUACCUCUGAUAAAGUGUCUCCUUCUUCCACCCGUGAUGCAGAAGUACAAGUGAACACACCAAAAGUUGAGACUGUCUGUGAACUUAUAAAGACUGACGGUGAAUUAAAACACUUUGCAGGUAUAAACAAUUUUCAAAUAUUCAAUUGUAUAGUAAAUGUGUUUGAAAAAUACCACAAAGACAAAAAAGUGCAUAGGCUUAAUUGUAGACAAAGAAUAAUGUUAGUUCUAGUGAAGCUGAAGACUAGUUUACCCUAUGUUACAUUAGCUUUUUUAUUUAGUAUUUCCCCAGUGCUGUGUAAAACAUACAUUUGUGACACGAUUCCAAUUUUAUCGGACAUUUUAAAGCCACUUAUAUAUUUUCCCCCAAAAGAGGAAAUACUUCAAAAUAUGCCAAUCUGCUUUUCCAAUUUCCAAAAUGUUAGAGUAGUACUAGACUGCACCGAAAUAUACAUUCAGACACCAAAAUGUUUAUGCUGUAGGAUACGCUUUUAUUCACAGUACAAAUCGCAUAUGACUCUAAAGUUUAUGACAGGGGUCUCUCCUGCAGGGUUGAUAACUUUUGUCAGUAAACCUUAUGGUGGAAGGGCAUCUGAUAAAGUAAUUUUUGAAGGUAGUAAGGUUAUUAAUUUAUUAGAGCCUCAUAGAGAUGCAAUAAUGGUGGAUAAAGGCUUUCGGAUUGACAAUAUUUGUGAUUUACACAAUAUUAAAUUAAUUCAACCGCCUUUCUUAAAAAAUAAAGCACAACUGAGCAGUGAAGAAGCAAUUAUCAUUGCCAAAAUAGCUUCAGCAAGAGUGCAUAUUGAGAGGUCUAAUCAGAGAUUAAAAAUUUUUUAA
Messenger RNA from Diabrotica virgifera virgifera (western corn rootworm), 1131 nucleotides. RefSeq lists its product as uncharacterized. Lineage: Eukaryota; Metazoa; Arthropoda; Insecta; Coleoptera; Chrysomelidae. The record is from RefSeq and is a predicted model, not a curated record. Bases 1 to 1131 code for a protein of 376 amino acids. The transcript has 2 exons.